CAAUGACGACCAAACACACGCGCUUCACCACCACCACCGCCGACGACACCGCCCGCCGCGCCAUCACCCAACGACAUUGGCGCCUUCUUGGAUCAUGUACAGCUAGCUCUUAUUGACAGCACUGGACUCUUGCGCGCUUCUGGAAGACACCCAGCGGGACGAGUAUCGAGCAGCGUAGCAACGCGCACCCCCACGGCGUAACAACCAGACACAAUGGCUGCGAGAGGCAAGGCGAUGCCUGUGGGCUCGUCGCAAUGGAUUCAGAAUGAGCGCGAGCAAGCGAGCGAGUUCGUGGAGCAGGACGUCGAGGAGUUCUCGUAUAGUGUGCGCAACGAGCUCGACUGGCUGAAUGAGCACAUGGCAGACAUCUUCAGCAAAUCACAUGUUAAUUUUGCCGACAUGUUCAAGACGCCUGGCAAGCUACGCGGCAAGACGCCGCGAACUGCGCGAAAAGUGAACGCUCUCGCACCGCGCCAACCACUAACUGAUAUAUUUGCGCCCAACGCACAGCCUACAGCGGCGUCACCUGCAAAGAACACGGCGUUCUUCGAGAAGGUCACGCAAUUCCAAGUUCCAGCAACGGACGAGAACAAAUCACCACAACACAAGCCAGCCGGACGAGCGACAAGUCCGCAACGGAUUGGAAAGCCGUACCCGUAUACUGAUUCCGGAUACCAUGGAAUGAUGACCGAGGACGAGAUGGAGCUGGACGCGCAGAGAACCGCGAGUGUUACAUCGUCGUCGCAAGUGGGUGAGCAUAUUCCGCAAGUCCCUGUGCAUGACGAGGAAGCUCCAGUGGAGCGUUUACAAGGAGGAAGCGGAGACGACCAUGUCAUUAGUGACGACUCUUUUGUCUCGGCCGAAGAGCAAGGUCACGGAGUGGAAGCAGGCCAGGACGAGGUAAUGGAAGACGCGCCUGGCGACACCCAGCCAUAUACUCACCAAGAGGAGGUCGCAAUGGUUGCCAACGCGUUGCAGCAAGAAAAUGUGAUCGAAGUGUAUGAAGAUGAGCGCAUGGAAGAUGAAGGGGUCAAGCCAGUAGCAUCCCAACCGGAACCAAAGGAAGCGCCGUUGCCCGUUGCACCCGACAACGAGGUGGAUAUGGAGGCUGAAGGUGCAGAUGAGCACUCUGAUGCUUCUAGCCCAGAGAAGCCAUUGAACCGCAAGAGUAGCUUCACAUUCUCGUCAUUACCAGCGCGUGAGCCGCUGGGCUCAAAGCGCAGCAUGGGCCAGAUGGAUCUGCACAGGAACAGCGUGUUCAACAAGUCGAUCGGCACACGACAAACGGAAAGUCAGCACACAGAGGAUGGGGCAGCCGAAGGAAGAACCCAUGGUAAGACCACAGCACAGACUCUUCACGAUCGGAUCAACAUGCUGGGCAAGACGAAGGAAGCACGGCCAUCGAAAAGCAUUCACCAAAUUGCGUCCUUGAGCCAGACUGGUUAUCCGCAGUUACCGACGAUUGAUCAAGACAAAGAGCAGGCAAACGAGCCUGACGUUGAGAUGCAUGACAAGAUGGUAGACGAACCCGCUGCUCCAGUAAAUGACGAUGAGGACGAUUGGAUUGCGCCUACGAAACCAUUUCAGACUUGGCAUAGCAAGCCUUCGGAAUCUGGGCUCCAGCCGACAGCAGCAAAACUGGCUUCACCGAGACCUGCAAUGCACGUCAAGUCAAUUUCAACUACAGAAAUACCAUCGCCUUCGAGAACAGAAAUGGCGAGCCCUCGGCAUCAGAAAGCCAUAUCUGUCUCACACCCCAAUCUCGCAGAAGUAUUAGAAUCUACAACACCUGCUGGCUCACCGUCGAGAAAGACAAACGAUGGCCACCUCAGCGCGUCGAAGAACAGACUGUGGUCUGCGUUAAAGUCAGCCAAGAGCAUUUUCGCCUCAUCGGCCAGUGCUAGUGCUGCAGCGAAGUUGGAGGCGCAUAACGACUCUCCUGUGCUGGCGCGUUCACCUACCCGUGAUGGUGCCGAACAAAGCAACAAGAUCUUCAACCUCCCUGGUGCGUUAUGGUCGCAAAAGGACGUCCUUCAAAGUCCGGUCAGGAACAAUUCUGUAAUUUCUUUCAGUCCAAGCCGAAAGACGCGAAAUUCCAAUGAGAGUGAAAAGAGGCGUGAGAAAGAGCUCAAGGCGCAGGAGAAGGCUGCUGCUGAGUUGGAGAAAGCACGUGAAAAGGAGCGACAGAAGGCUGCUAAACAGCAAGCUGAAGAGGCAGCAAAAGCUGAAAAGGCUGCAAAGGCGGAAGCAGUCAAGGUUGAAAAGGAGAAGCAGCAGGCGGCGAAGGCUGCCGCAAAUGCUUCACGACCUCAAUCGGCGAACAGUGAGAAGGCUUCCGACAGCGAGACUGCGCCCCAACCGCCGCCGAAGAACAGCAUGCUUCCGGCUGGUAAGUUGAGGGCUCCAGGCAGACUUAUGAGGCCAACGAAAGCGUCAUCGCAGACCACGCCGGCACCUGUCGCAGUUCGCAUGCCAUCGCAAGCGCCACGUGCUGGACCAGCUCCUUCUUCAUUCAGCAAAUCACAGCAUGAGACUCUGGCCUCGUCAACAAGCAGCUAUGCAGGACCACGUGCCGGCUCUGCUCAAGGGUACAGGCCGGGCACUGCUGGCGGCAAUGCUCGUCUGAAGGCACUGGAGGCUGCAGCCCGGAAGAAAGAAGCCGAUGAGAAAGCUGCUGCUAAAAAGGCUGAGCAAAAGCGCGAGCUGGAGCGCAAGCGCGCUGAGAAGGCCGAACAGGAGAAGAGAGCGGAGGAGGAGCGCAAGGCCGCAGAGCAACAGCGCGUGCAAGAAGCCAAGCAGGCUGCUGAGCGUAAAGCGGCAGAAAAGCGCGCUGCAGAAGCACGGAAACGUGAACAAGAUCGCGCCGAGCAACAGAGGAGAGAUCAGGAGCGUCUCGACCAACAACGCAAAGAGCAGGAUCGUCUCGAGCAGCAGCGAAGAGAUGUCGAACGCCUUCGACAAGAAGAGGAUGCACGAAAGGCGAAGGAAGCGCACGACUUGGCGGAGGCCAUCCGCCGCGAGCGCAGUCAACAAGCCCAGCAACAUCCGCGUGGAGAUCUGCCUGGGACCUUGCGACAGCUCGGUAAGAACACUGUGCCGACGAAUCCUGCCAAACCUGCGAAGCGCCAAUUCCCUAUCGAGGAAGAUGAUCAUCAGCCUCAACCACAGCGCCCUGGCAUUCUGCGCAACGCGCCGUCGUAUCAGCAGACCGACGCGAAGCGACGACGAACGAACGAGGAGCAGAAUGACCAGAAUCAGCGCACAUCGGUGAUGGCACCACCAAAACGGCCAUCCACCAUGCGCAAGGAAACAUUGUCAAAGUUCUCUGGAUACACACAUGCGCCGCCUCCAGCUCCUCACCACGCCAGCAUGUUCAAAUCCACAGUCACGGCGCAACAUCAAAUGCAGCAUGGCAGCAAGCCAAUGCACCCGAGUCAGCUUGUCCAAACAUCAAGCGCACGGAUUCCUUUCGCCGACAGCAACGCCAAGACACCUGGUCAGGCUUCACACUCCCAAUACGCAUCGGGCUAUGAUGCAAGCAAAUUUAAAACACCCUCGAGACCAAUGCAAGCUCCCAAGUCUGCCAAAUCUACGCCUCACUAUCCUCAAGGCGACAAUAUUGAGCUUCCUGACAUCGCUACCGAUUCCGAAGACGAAGAAGAUGACGAUGAUGAGCCUGGCGGCUUCCGUGCACCCUCAUGGACAGCUUCGCCGGCUCUUCGAGAGCUUCUCACUCAGCAACAACUCAUGGAUCCUGAGGCAGUAUUUGGACCUAUUGGUGAAUUAAAGAUGGAAGAGGUCUUCAAGAAUGGUAAGAACCAGGAUCGUCUGAAGCGGUUCCGCGAUCGUGGCAGUAGCGCCAUGUGGAUUGAGACUGGUGAUGCUGUCACGAGUGCAGAGAAGCGGAGAGAUAUGGAAUUGAGAGAGAGGGUUGUGAGAGAAGGUGGUUGGAGAUAUGAGCCUGGUGUUUGAUGGGAGCUCGUGAGCUUGGAUACUGGCUUUGCAGGCCGUUGGCUGAGGCCUUUUUGACGAUGUUAAUGACGACUAUCUUGCAUGACUGGCAGAGCUCUUUCGAGCCGCCCUCUAGACCUUUCGUUAGGCUGGCGUUGGGUUUGCGGAAGAGCAGGGGAAUUGGACUUGGGGGUUUUCCGGCGGAUGGGACCAUGUUCGCUCCCUGACAGCUUCUUUGUCUAUUCCGAUAGAGUCUGACCGGCUCAGUGAAGCCUUUUCAAAAAGCUUAAUCAACAAUUUUGUACACAGUCUUUGAAAUCGUGUGCCAUAUUUCUGAUAUCAUGAGGACAAUGUGACAUUAGUGAAG
Cercospora beticola is the source of this 4318-nucleotide messenger RNA. Its product is annotated as INCENP ARK-binding domain-containing protein. The record is from RefSeq and is a predicted model, not a curated record. Lineage: Eukaryota; Fungi; Ascomycota; Dothideomycetes; Mycosphaerellales; Mycosphaerellaceae.